Molecule: messenger RNA, 2343 nt
Organism: Columba livia (rock pigeon)
Lineage: Eukaryota; Metazoa; Chordata; Aves; Columbiformes; Columbidae
Product: aryl-hydrocarbon-interacting protein-like 1
Exons: 6
Coding region: 182-2197 (671 amino acids)
Molecular function (GO): protein binding; peptidyl-prolyl cis-trans isomerase activity
Source: RefSeq, a predicted model, not a curated record
AACUCGAAGAGCACAGGAAGGGAAGAAGGCUUCCAAACUCUGCCCCCAGCACAGAAAGCAAAAGGCCAGUGGCAGCCCUGGGAAGUGACAUGUGUGUCCAGAUAGUCAAGAAAUGGAGAUAGUGUGAGGAAGACGCGGAGCUCUGGAAGGGCCAGGUUCCUGGGGGCUGGCAGGAGCAGCCAUGGAGGAAACCUACCUGCUGAAUGUGGAAGGGGUCAAAAAGAAGAUUCUGCAUGGAGGUCAAGGAGAGCUGCCGAAGUUUCAGGAUGGCAGCAAGAUCACCUUCCACUUCCAAACGCUGAAGGAUGACUUUGAGCGGACUGUGAUUGAUGACAGCCGGGAAGCUGGCAUCCCCAUGGAGAUCAUCGUGGGCAAGAUGUUCAAGCUGGAGAUCUGGGAGACGCUGCUAAGCUCCAUGAGAACCGGGGAGGUGGCUGAGUUCUGGUGCGAUGCCAUCCACACGGGCAUGUACGCCCUGGUCUCCAGGGGCAUGCGGAGGAUCGCAGAGGGCCGGGACCCUCUGGAAGGGCAGAAGCACCGCUGUGGCAUGGGUAACAUGUUUGACUACCACAGCACGGGCUAUGACGACCUGGACGAGCUGCAGCGGACACCGCAGCCCCUCAUCUUCAUCAUGGAGUUGUUUCGGGUGGAGGAGCCCUCAGCGUACAAGCGUGACACCUGGGCCAUGAGCAAGGAGGAGAAGCUGGCGGCGGUGCCCAUCCUGCACAGUGAGGGCAACCGCCUUGUCCUCCGUAGGGAGUUUGGGCAGGCAGCAGCCAAGUACCAGGAGGCUGUCAUCUGCCUGAGGAACCUCCAGGCCAAGGAGAAGCCGUGGGAGGAUGGCUGGCUGAAGCUGGAAAGCCUGGUCACGCCGCUGGUGCUCAACUACUGCCAGUGCCAGCUGGAGCUGGGCGAAUACUACGAGGUGCUGGAGCACACGACGGAGCUCCUGCAGAAACACAACGACAAUGCCAAGGCUUAUUUCAAGCGGGCGAAGGCCCAUGCUGCUGUCUGGAAUGAGCGAGAGGCACGGGAGGACUUCCUGCGGGUGGCUCACCUCGACCCCUCCAUGGCGGCUGCUGUGAAGAAGGAGCUGAAGCAGCUGGGGGAGAGGAUGAGGAAGAAGCACGUGGAGGAUCGGAAGCGCUACCAGGGGCUCUUCCAGCCGCCCCGGGGGCCACGGGCCAGUGCGGGGCAGGAGGACAGGCAGGUGGGCGAUGGGGCGAUGUUGCAGGGAGAGGCACCCCAGGGUGAGGUUGGGGUCCCAGAGACCCCAGGGCAGGGGGAGCAGGGUGCAGGGACUGAAGAAGCAGAACAACCAGGGGCUGACCGAACAGUUGGAGGUGAAGGGGCAGCAGCAGAAGGGACAGGCCAGGGGCAGCCUGCAGACGUGGAGGUGGAAGUGAGGGAUGGGAUGCGACUGGGAGAAGAAGCAAACCUGGGCACCUGUGGGGCAGAGCCAGAGAGCUGGGAGUCAGAGGAGAAAGAUGAGAAAGAGAAGGAGAGGGAUGAAGAAGAGGAGGAGGGGGAGGAGAAAAAAAAGGAGGAGGAUGAGGUGGAGAAGGAGGAAGAAGAAGUGAAGAAGGUAGAGGAGGCAAAAAAAAAGGAGAGGGAGGAGGAGAGGGAGGAGGAGGAGGAGGAGAGGGAGGAGGAGGAGAAGGAGAGGGAGGAGGAGGAGAAGGAGAGGGAGGAGAAAGGAGGAGAGGAAGAAGAUGAGAAGGUAGAGAAGGAAAGAAAGAAGGGGGAAGAGGUGGAGACAGAGAAAGAUGAAGUGAAGAAGGUAGAGGUGGAAAAAAAAGAGGAGAGGGAGGAGGAGAAGUUGGAGGAGGAGAAAGUGGAUGAGGACAAAGAGGAAGAGAGCCCAGCAGCAGAGAUGGAAAAUCUGUCUGUAGGGCAAUGCGGGGAGCAGGAAACAUGUGGGGCAGAGGGAGCUGGCACAUGGAGCAUGGCUGAGACAGGACCCUGCAGUGAGGGGCUGGGGCCAGCCAAGGGGACCCAAGAACUGGAGGGCAAAACACCCAGAGAGGUGCUGGAAGAACGGAGCUGUGGGGAGCAGCGAGCAGGCAUCAGCUGGGGAAAUGCUGGGGAAAGCACCAUCUCCCCAGACAGCUUUACCCCCGGGGCAGUGCUCCAGGCUGGGCACUUGGGGGCGAGCGAGGAGCUGGGUGGAGGGGCAGAAGUGACCCCUGCCCCAUAGCAUCCAGGGAAAGGGGUAACGCACCCCCAGGGCAGUUCAGCAAAAGCAGAGAGCUGGAGGAUGUGACCCUGGGGCAUGGCCAGCCCUGAGCAGAGCCUGUUACCCAUGGAUAAGGGAAAGGCUGCUGGAUCACUGACAAGGAGGCA